GUGAUUUGAGUGCCAACUUACUUUAUAGUCUAGUCUAUGUAAAGAAAUUAUAAUGAAAAGAAAAAGACAGAUAAACGCAGUCUUUGUCUCAAAGUCAUGUUUUACUCUACUAUUUACUCUACUAUACUAUUUAAAUACUUUUGCUUGCUGAACAUGUAUGUUUUUUUAACCACUGCUUUUUUUUUUUUUUUUUUAACUUGUCUUCGGAUAAAGCCGUGUGUGCCCUGACAUCCACGCGUCUCCCUCCCGUGCUGAGCCUGUGUGCUAACCCCCGACUUGUCCACUGGAGGCGCUGCUCGAUCAGACAUGGGCCGGCUGAGGCCGUAGAUCCGCGGCAUGUAGAUGCGCUUUUCUCGCCGCUCUGUUUCUGUGUGGGGGCGUUUCGCUCAGCAGCGUCGCGUCUACCUACCGAGCUCCAGGAAUGGACUGACUUUACGGCUUCACUACUGCUGCCAAGUCCGCUCUGAUUCCCCAGCAGCCUUCGAUUCAAAGGAAAAGAAAACCCGAUAGUUUUAUACUUGAGAGAACGUUUUAGUUUUAAAUCGACACACCGUCUCAGCGGCAACACUGUUUUCUUUUUAUUCCGCUCGCGCGACGAAUUUGUUGUCGUUGAAUGAAACGGAAUUCAACUUAAACGAACCCGCAGACAUUUUGUUAUUUCCGAGAAUUACAUCGUUGUUUUUUUUGCCUUCACUCUGUCAUCAGUGUACAGAGAAGAGAGCGAACUGAAAGCUUUAAAGGCCAACACAAACCGCGAGAGGAAGAACGCACUGCCCUCCGCUCGCCAGUUACAUCCGAACGGCACGACGUGUCGGCGCGUGCGUGACCUUAUUCAUUUACACCAUACGCGCGGAGCUCGCGCCGCUGCCGCUCGUGCGUUAAGGCGGAGAGCUCGCGGCGGCGAUGAAUCAUUUUGACUGACAGCUCGUGAAGAAUUAGCUUAGCUUAGCCUGCGAGCGCCGCUGCUGGCUCCCUGCUCCCAGACACAGUGAAUACGGAGUCGGGACAGCUACAGCUGAGUGGCAUUGCAUCACCGAGGUAACAACAUUUUUACCUCGCUAACGACAGCAAAGUCCACCACUUAUAUCCGGCUGAAUUUUUUAUUUUUUAUUUAUUUUUUUAUUUUUUUGGAGCUGGGUCCGCUAGCUACCGUUAGCUAGUCUUCCUGCUAACGCUGGACAGCUCCUGUGUGUGCCUGGGCUAGCUGUGGACAAAGGACCAACGCAAAGGAAAAAAACAAACAAAACAAACACCGGCCACACAGUUAAUCGCGUUUGGGAAGGAAAUCAACAGCCAAGGAACUGACAUGAUGUUUCCACAAUCAAGACACUCAGCCUCAUCGCAGCAGCUGAAAUUCACAACCUCUGACUCCUGUGACCGGAUCAAGGAUGAGUUCCAGUUUCUCCAAGCACAGUACCACAGUUUGAAGCUUGAAUGUGACAAGUUGGCCAGUGAGAAGUCAGAGAUGCAGCGCCAUUAUAUCAUGUACUAUGAGAUGUCCUACGGGCUCAAUAUUGAGAUGCACAAACAGGCUGAGAUAGUGAAGAGAUUGAACGGGAUCUGUGCACAAGUCCUCCCCUACCUGUCUCAGGAGCACCAGCAGCAGGUCCUGGCAGCCAUAGAGAGGGCCAAGCAGGUCACCCCCCCAGAGAUGAACUCCAUCAUAAGGCAGCUCCAGGCUCACCAGCUGUCUCAGCUCCAGGGUCUAGCCCUGCCCAUGACCCCCCUGCCGCUGGGCCUGAGCCAGCCGACUCUCCCCGCUGUCACCACCUCUUCCGGUCUCUUCUCCCUCUCUUCUCUGCUGGCCUCCCAAGCCCAGCUGGCCAAGGAGGAAAAAGCAUCACGCGACGGUGUCGACAGCCACCGCGAGGAGGACGGCGACAAGUCUGAUUAGAUGGUGUCCCCAUUCAGCUCUGUCUUUAUCCAGAGACCUGAAUGCCCAGAUCUGCGCCCCCUUGGCCUUCAGCCUCUCCCCUGGUCUCCCUCUCUUUGACCUUACCUAACAUGGGCUUCAAUCCCAUCACCACAGCUCCAGCUUCAGACCCCUAACAGUCCCAUUAUUGGGAGAGCUUUGGCACCUGCCACCUAAUAUCUUCAUAUCUAUCAUACUUCGGUUGUAUCCACAUUUCUUUUUUAUCACCAUGAGACUGCCCCCUCCUUAUGUCUCUUGUGUCUUUUCCUGAAGCGUCGUCCCUUUUUCUUUUCUUUUCUUUUUUUUUUUUGGUAUGGGAUUAAGCUACAUUUCCAGUUUAUUUAUUUUUUAUCAGGACUAUUUUCUAUUUCGGUUCCUUCCUGCCUUCCUGUUGCUCUGUCUCUCACUCCUUAUUCCUGUUUAGUUUCUGAUUUUUUUCUCCCUUGCUCCCUCCCACUCUCCCCCAGCCUUUUGCCUCCGUUCUACGCAGGUCCUUGUUAGGCAGCACUGAUCUAUGAGACUGAAUGGUAGGUGUUAAAGCAGGCUAACUGUUAAACACAGGGAUUCAUUGGCAGGCUGUAAAACUUGUAAGACAUAACACAGGAUUCCUGCAGACUUCUAAGAUAAAGAUCUUAGAAAUCAACAGUGUUGAUAUUUCGUGGCGUUUCAGAUUGCAUGCUUCCAUUUUCUUCUAAAAGUGGGCUGUGAGUGCAUUGUUACACAUCACGAAAAUAUUGAAAUAGUGCCCUAACUGGUUAAAGAUACAAACUAAAGAGCUACACUCACGUCCACACCAAAAACUUGGACUAGAGGACGAAGAAGAAAGGUCCAGUUGACAAACUUAAGAUGUUGUCUACAAACAUUAAUGUACAGAGUGAAAAGCACCCUCUUAGAAUAAACAUCCUGUCAGACUAGAUAGCAAACCCUCCUUAGUAAGUAAUCCACCUUACUUGCCUGACCUUGUGAGGUAUGGUGGUUAAAUAAACCUAGCACCUUAAUUGAAAGGGAUCAUUAAACAGAAAUAAGGUAGAAAAGAGUUGAAUUCACUUCCCUUCUGGCCCCCUUCAACCACCUUUUUUAAUCUAUUAAUGUGCACUAAUAGAGCAAACACUGAGGGGAGAGAGUGUGCAUGGUGAGUGUUUGACAGCAGAGGGCAGCGUGUGUCUUUGAAGUAUCCUCCUCGCUGCUAUCAGACCUGAGGACGGUGACACAGUACAGGCUGUGUCGCAUGGGGAAUGGCUUAUUUAUCCACUCUGAGUGUACAAACCUAAUAUACAGACACUAGACUGUGACAUUAAUCUGCAGGCGGUCAGUCCCAGUAACAGUUGUGAUCAGUCCCUGAGAAAUGGUCUACUUUGCUCUCUGAGUAGUAGAUUAUGCAGGAACAGCUCUGUUCCAGCGUAAAGAAAAAAUAUGGUACAUUAUGAUUCAUACGCACAUACACAUCUGUCACGUAUCAGACUAAUGCUGUAUUAAACAGGUGAUUUAACAACUAUAUACAACGCUGGGUUGGAAAACUCAAUGACUGAACACGAGUGGAAAGAAGAACUCCCUCUCACACAGAUUAGUCAGUUAGAUGUCCAGAGGAGAAUUAAUCCAUUCUUCAAUAUGCCAAAAUUCACAUGUGAAUAUUUGAAGGACAUGUGUGUUUGGUUAUUUCAGAUCAAAGUACAGACUGAAUUUAUGCUCCUUAAACUACAGCAUGACAAAACCAACAGGAGGAUAAAGCAGUCGUCACUUGUACUUGCACCUACUGUCCUAUGAAGAGAACAUGUGUCCUGAGGGGUCCAAUCUCAAGUGGCCAGUUUAUAGAGCAAGAGUGAACUCACUGCAGAUGUGUGUGAGAUCUGAUCACCACGUUUGGAGGUGACCUGGGUCACUUGUGAUUGCAACAGCAGUGUGAACAGACAACGUGUCCUGGCCACAUCGAUGGACCACCUACUCAGCUGACGGCCUCUUGCAUAAGCACAGUUUUGCCUCAUUGAUUUAGAAGAAAAAAAGAAACACACAAAACCACUUCUUUGGCAAAAGCACCUAAAGUGUUGUUAGUAUGGAGAGCCUUUUAAAAUAUUUUGUCCUUGUGGUUAUAAACAUGAAUAGACAAAUUAAAUUACUGAAUAGGAGUUGACUAUCUGGAUUUCCAUCAUAAAAAAAGCCUAACUGCAAACAGCACAGCAGUGAAAUUACUCUGUGGAUGAACACUUCAAUGGUUUGAGUAAUCGGAGGUUUGUGCAGGUCUCUGAAAUAACAAACGUCAUGGCAGGGAUAAAUAAUAUGAAUAAUAACUUGACGUGUGUGCUUUCACUGAGUGAGAAAGACUUUAACAAGCCAUCAAACAGCACAGUAGACGGUUGUGUACGGCCGUAGGACUGUACAUUAGUCUUCUGCUCUUCAGGUGAUGUUUGGAUUUAUUUACAUUCCGAGUGUAAAACUUGGAUCCAGUCCUAACUGGUGGAUCGAGACGCAUUUUAAUUGUAGGUGUGAACAUAAAGCUGGAUACAUUUGAUCUGAUCGUUCAGGACUCAUGUUCAUACUGACCAGGGCCAGAGAUAUAGGAGGGUUAGUUUGGUUACAGACUGUCUAUAAAGUUAGGUUUUAUACACUUUGCCUCUUCUGAUUUUACCAUCUAGAAUACACGCUCCUUUCACUUGGAUGAAAACAAAGUCAAAAUGAUGAUAAAGCACAUUUUGUUGAAGUCACCUUAAGACAUUUCGAUUCAUGUGCACGCUUGAUACAGUAUGCCAACAGUUAGUAUAUGAGGACACUUCAGAGUAACUCCGUUCUAAACGUCCAGAUGAUAAAUCGGGGACGGCAUUGGCUCCUUCAGUGAUGCCCACUGUUGUGUAUGUAUGUGAAUACAUAAAAGAGGUGUGUAUAAACAGUUGUACAGGUUGUCGAUGACCGAGCAGAUGAAAUGCGUUGCUGUUCGUGCUACAACUAAAGCUAACAUGCUAUCCUGCUUGUGAAUUAAGCUCGCAGCACGUCCUCCUCCCAUCUAGCCACAUACCGUAUGCAUCUAGCUACAUACUGUACUUGUCGUAGUGAUAUGCAGAACGUGUAGACAAAGCAAAACGAACACACACACACAUCAAUGCAUGUCUGCGGGGGAGCUGAGAUUGAUUUCUUUCUAGUGGAGACUUGUUUUUUUAAACAGAAUGUUUGAUCUGAAAUUUGUGUGAUCAAUGCACUUGUUUUUUCUCCCCUUCAUUUUUAAAUAUUAAUCAAUAUGAACUAGAAGGAGACUUACAAAGCUGACGUUAUAAACAUACAAAUGAAAUUCUAUGUAUUUGUUCAAGUAGUUGGAGGUGCUCGCCUCUGUAUACAGUUAUACAUAGAAAGCUUUAUGUGUAUAUGGCUGCAUCUUGUCUGUCCUGGAUGAUUCUUGUGCUGUUGUGUUACAAAGCCGAUGUGACACCAGGGGGGAAACUGCAGUAUGUUGACCUUUGACCCCUUCUGCUCUUCGCUGACCCCUUCCUCCCCAUCCCUUUUUUUCUCCCGUGCCACAUCCCACCUCCCCAACUUUUUUGCCCUCAUGGCGUGAAGCAUUGUAAGCGUUUUGAGCUUUGUAAAGGUCUUUUUUUAAAUACUUAUUUUGUGUAUAAUGUAAAACAUACAAGUGUGUACUUUGGCAAAAAAGAAAAAAAAAAGUUUUGUGUCUGAAAUCAUAGCUUCAUUUAAACAAACAAAAAAUUAAAAAAAAAAAAAGUACAACAAACAUUUACUAUAAAUAAUAUGAAAUGUUCUGCAGUAAGGAAGGACUUCUGGUGCCUUACAAAUAAAGUCAAUCAAAUCAUAAAAAAAACAAAAA
Messenger RNA from Mugil cephalus (flathead mullet), 5720 nucleotides. RefSeq names its product TLE family member 5, transcriptional modulator (gene tle5). The coding region runs from base 1307 to 1894 and encodes 195 amino acids. Gene Ontology annotation, biological process: regulation of DNA-templated transcription; negative regulation of canonical Wnt signaling pathway. Lineage: Eukaryota; Metazoa; Chordata; Actinopteri; Mugiliformes; Mugilidae. The record is from RefSeq and is a predicted model, not a curated record. The transcript is spliced from 7 exons. Gene Ontology annotation, cellular component: nucleus; transcription regulator complex. Gene Ontology annotation, molecular function: transcription corepressor activity; protein binding.